UGAAAAAAUUGGCAAACCGUCAUGGAGGACGUGAUCAACACGAACCCGGGGGCGCUGGACAACUGGACGUCGUACAUCUUUCCGUCGCCAUCGAAAUCGCCGUCGUCCCCAGUGCAUGUCACGUGCCUGGAGCUCCACCAAGUCCCACACACGUCCACGACACUACUGCUGCAAGCCACGCCAGGCGCGUUCUCAAUUUACAAUGCCAACACGAUGGAGGCAAUUGGUCGGAAGCAUUCCACGGAAGGCGAUACUGUCCUCCUGGCACGGUUCAUCAACACAGGAAGCGGGUCCCUACCGAAUGUGCUGCUUGUGGCGGCGACGUUAAGUGUGUAUUCUCUGGAAGAAGAGUGCUCCCUCCAUGAGAUUCCAUUUCCGUCGCCGAUCGCGGACAUCCUCGACAUCCAAGUGAAUGCGUCGGUGGUGGCAGUGUUAUCCCACCACACCAUUCGACUAUUGGAUCGCCGCCUCAACUACACCGUCUCCCACACCCUACCGACCUCCUCGAACGCCAUGGCCCUCGGGUCCAGAUGGCUGGCUUAUCCUAUUCACGACCCUGAAUCCCUCUCGACAGCUUCAUCUGUCGCUACCAAGGACGAGUACUCCCUCACGGACAUUGCCCAAGGCGUCGCGUCGGGCCUGUACUACCUGUCCAAGAUGGCAAGACGAGCCUCCGCGGACAGCGAAGGCGGCCACCUCGCCGUGCGGGACUGCAUCAGCCACACAUGCAUCGCAUCGUUCGAAGCCCAUUCAUCCGCCAUCACGUCCAUCGCGUUCGACCCUUCCGGCAUGCUGGUCGUGUCUUCGUCCGACAAGGGCCAGACGCUCCACGUCCAUCGAGUGCAGGACGGCGCGCUGCUCUACCGCCUCCAUCGAGGCAUCACCCACGCCCGCAUCCGCCACGUUGCCACGUCAUUAGAUUCCAAGUGGAUCGCAGUUACCACCAGUCGUGGCACCACUCACAUCUACGCGAUUCGCCCGGAUGGAGGGGCCAUCGGGGGCCACACCCACGCAGCGGUGGACUUGAACGACCCGACGCACUUGGCCGUGGCUAAGGCCAGCAUUGCCGACGAAGUGCAAGCAAAGAGGUUCUUAUUGGGAGGGACCGAGACGUUGCACCCGUUGGCGAGACUUCGGCACUCUUCUGUCGACACUGUCGGCAGUGGGCUGGUCUGCUGCCACUGGCACGCCAGCCACCUGCUCGUGGCCUCCGGGGGCUUCCUCAAGGCACUGGCCGUCAAGCCCCGCAGCAACGUCGUCGACGCCCCCAAGCCGUGGCUGGUGCUGUCGCUGCAUCUGGACGUGGCCAAGCAGCGGGAGCUCGACCCUCGGUCCUCCACCACACUCCCUCGGUUUACUGACCCCAUCAAACCUAACGGUCCUGCCGUCGAGACGGUUACCCAUGUCCAUCACGAGAUGCCCAUCUGGCACCAUCCCAAGGUCACGUUCCGCGCGCUUUCGUGGGGAAAGUUCCGCGUUUUGAACGUCAAGCGCCUUGGACCGGUCCCCCUCUCUACCGACGACGUCGUGCUGGAGCAACUCACACAAGGCGAAUCACCCGUGUUUGACGGAACUCCCUCGCGCGACGAACCGUUUGUCCCUCCGCUGGACCUCUCCGCGUCGAUUUCACACGCCGUCACGUCGUCACUGACCAUCCGACCCCAUCCACACAAGAACGUGCCCACCACCUCCACCACACGAGACGCCCCGCCCAGUACGAUCCAGGACGCAUAUUUUUAAAAAAUACACACUGCGUUUGACCGUAUUUUAAUUGGUUUGCACAAAUGCGAGCACGAGCGCCGUGAGGAUUUGUCCCGCUUCGCUCUUCCCCGCGGCCACUCCGGCGGGAUGCUGCCCCGGCGCCGCCUCGGCCAAAUGCAGAUACGCAACCCGCUGCUUCAGCUGCGUCGCCACUUUGUACACAUAAUGCUCGGCGUCGGCCACCGAGAGGCCGCAAUUGGUCAGGGCACUCACGGGCAUGCCGGAGAUGCUAUCCGUGUCGACUUCUAAUCCCACGGGCUUGGAGGAGCCGCCGCCACCGACGUACGCGAUGGCCUUGUCCACAGCCUGGGAAAACGUGGUUUGGCGGCGGAUGAAGAUCUCUUGGUAACUAGUAAACCCGGCGCCGGCUUGGGUCAUCUGGUCGAGGGCAGUCUGUGCAUUCUUGACUUCGUGCAGACCCACCACGUAGUACGAGCUCAAGUACUUGGCUGCAUGCGCGUAGCUGAAGCCGUUUCCGCUGUGCCGGCCUUCGAGGAGGCGGAAGUCGCAGUGCGGGUCCAGGUUGAUGCAGUCGGCGCCACUGCUGCGACUCUGAGACAGCGCUUGAAGGAUGGGGUAGGCGUUGUUGUGGCCGCCCCCAAUGACGAUGGGAACGAGGUCGGCGUCAAACACGUGCUUCAGGACGGAGCUCACGCGUUCAUCGAUCGUUUGCACGUGCGCUCGCAGCUCUGCCAGCUGUGCUUCGUCGCUGGCACUCAACGACGCCGAUUUGGCCUGGAUGUCGGCCAAGUUCACUUCGCCGAGCAGAAGAAUCUCGGAUCCUUUCACAAACGCAUUCGCUUGGACAUUUAAGAAGCGCCCCAAGAAGGCCUGAAAGCCGAGGGCCGCUCCUCCGUUUCCAAAGUUGGCGCGAGGACCGACGUCUUCAGGCACGCCGACAAUAACGUACUUGACGCCCUGGGCCUUGGCCUCAUGGAGGCCUUGGGGAAGAGGGAGGUCGGGAUGGAUGAAGCGGAGGGCUUGGCCCAGUCGCGUCUCGCCCGCGCGCUGGCUUUGCAGUCGCUGGAGGUCCGAUGCCUGCAACGUGGACACCAAGAAGUUGCUCAUCGCUCGAUGCAAGUUAGAGCUCUUCAUAUCUG
Aphanomyces astaci is the source of this 2861-nucleotide messenger RNA. RefSeq lists its product as hypothetical. The transcript is spliced from 8 exons. Bases 22 to 1740 code for a protein of 572 amino acids. Gene Ontology annotation, cellular component: cytoplasm. Gene Ontology annotation, biological process: response to starvation; autophagy. The record is from RefSeq and is a predicted model, not a curated record. NCBI's taxonomy places the organism in Eukaryota, Oomycota, Saprolegniomycetes, Saprolegniales, Verrucalvaceae. Gene Ontology annotation, molecular function: protein binding.